Phlebotomus papatasi is the source of this 2282-nucleotide messenger RNA. RefSeq names its product testis-specific zinc finger protein topi-like. Bases 119 to 1981 code for a protein of 620 amino acids. Gene Ontology annotation, biological process: regulation of transcription by RNA polymerase II. Gene Ontology annotation, molecular function: DNA-binding transcription activator activity, RNA polymerase II-specific; RNA polymerase II cis-regulatory region sequence-specific DNA binding. Gene Ontology annotation, cellular component: nucleus. The record is from RefSeq and is a predicted model, not a curated record. NCBI's taxonomy places the organism in Eukaryota, Metazoa, Arthropoda, Insecta, Diptera, Psychodidae. The transcript has 2 exons.
AUUCGGAAGAAAAAGCGAGGGCUUUUUUGAAAAAUGUAACGUUCAAUCGUAGUGUGCUUUGCCGUGGGAAAACAAUUGCUUUUUUCACGAAUGAGUUUUCACUGUGAAAAUUUUUGGGAUGGAAAAUUGGGAAGAUUUUGCCAUGGAAACCCAAGAAAUAUUGGAUAUUUUUCCUGGAGAUUCUACAAUGGAUCUCAUAAGGAAGCAAAUAUCACUGGAAGAGCCACAUGAAGAGCCCUGCAGGGAAAAUUUGGGAGAUGUGAAUGGGCAAGUGGGACAAGUGGAACCAGAAACGGCAGAUGAGCAGCCGACUGAGGGAAUUUGGUUGACUGAGCAGGAUUGCGAUAUUCAGUGUGAGAAUUGUGAGGAAGUGUUCUCUUGGAUGGAUUUUCAGAAGCACAUUUGCGAAUUUGAUGAGUACCAGAGGAAGAUCAAUGAGGAAGACAAUCGUGGGGAGUUCCUGUGUUCUCCUGUGAAUUUUCCCAGUGGUGAUGAACACCCUUGCUUUGCCCAGUUGCGCGAGAACAGCAUCAGGCUGAAGAAGUUUAUCAAGGAGGAGCUGAAGAUGGAUACCCAGCCAGUGGUGGCCAGUAAGAAGAAGGAUGGUCCUCAUGAUUGCAGCCUCUGCGAGAGGCAAUUUGUUCAUGCAUCGGGGCUUCUGAGGCACAUGGAGAAGCAUACCCUUGAGAAUCUGCAGAGAUCACAGCAAGGAGCCUCAGCUAUGUUGGAUUCCGAUGUUGCUGUAAAAUGCAAAAUUUGCGGGAGGAUCUUUUCCACACCCAAGGCGGCUAGGCAGCAUCUGGACUCUGAAGAUCACACUCCGGUGAACCAAGAUGUGGAAGAAUCUGAGACAGAAGAGUUCAUCCUGAGCGGAACAAACUUGACUUUCUCCAUGCAAGUCCUCAAGCAGAUGGCCUAUGGGGAGUCCAACUGGGAUAAAAAUCGCCAGAGAAGCUACUUGAGCACGGUUAUUAUCACUGAGGUCUUUCAGUGUGAAUUCUGUGAGUUUGUCUUUAUGGAAAAGCAGGAUCUGCUCAUUCAUGCUUCAAGCCAUGACCCAAGAAUCGGAUUUGUCUGCACAAGUUGCGAAAUUAAUACUUACACCAGCAAGGAUAUCCUCACACAUUGGCAGUUUGAGUGUCCAUUUACCAGAGAGGCUACACAGGAACAGAUUCGUGUCCAGAAAUUCUAUCUCUGCAAUGUCUGUAACUUGAAAUUUGGCACUUUGGAUGGUCUCUACAGCCACAGGUACAAGAACGUACAUUUGUUCCCUCGACUGUGCCAUGAUAUUGGUAUUCUGAUGGUUCUCUGUGAAUGCUGUGGCUUUCACUUCACCACUGCCAGUGAAUUCAUGCAUCACUACCAGGAAAAACAUCUGAGGAAGCCUAAAAAGGAAGUUCUGCCGAAGUGUCGUCAGUAUCUCUGCGAUGUCUGUGGGAAAUCCUACACUCAAUCUUCACAUCUCUGGCAGCAUUUGCGUUUCCAUCGUGGUGUAAAGCCGUUUGAGUGUCGCGAAGAAGGCUGUUCCAGGCGCUUCACCAUCCGUCCAGAUCUCAAUGAUCACAUCAGGAAGUGCCAUACAGGCGAACGUCCAUAUCACUGCCUCGUAUGUGGCAAGCGCUUUCUCACGGGCUCCGUGUACUACCAGCAUCGUCUGAUCCAUCGUGGUGAACGCAGGUAUGGCUGUGAGGAGUGUGGGAAGAGAUUCUACAGGGCAGAUGCCCUAAAGAAUCACCAAAGAAUCCAUACAGGUGAGAAACCUUUUGCGUGCAAUUUUUGCUCAAAGAAAUUCCGUCAGAGAGGAGAUCGUGACAAACACAUCAAAGCACGCCAUGGAGCUAUUGAUUGUGGGGUCAACUGGGGUGGAGGAGAAUUCAGGGCUAACUCAGAUUCAGUGUUUAUUGGCAAUCUUCCACUCCCAAAAGCUAUGUUUGCUCCCCUUCUUGCUGACAUUGAUGCUGAACAAUCCACCGAGAUGUGAAUUUGAUGUUUUCUGUUCCUAUUAUUCCCCAUUUUAAUUGUAAAAUAAUUUUAGAAAAUCUUUUUAUAAAAAUUUAUACCUCAAAUAUCGUGGUAACCGUUACAAAUGGCAAUUUGAAUUUUCCAAUGGCGAAUUUCGAACAUUCCAAAAAGCACUUCCAGUAAUUUUUACUAUGCAUUAAAAUGCAUUUUGUGCAAUUUCAAUAUGCGAUUGUAAUUAUUUUAUCUAUUGGAUUGAUAUUUUGUAGUAGAAAUUGUAUAAAAUUGAAGAAAUAAAAUUUCGCCGUAUAUUUCCACUGGAA